UUUUGUUGUUGGAUAGUGACCCUCAUCCACUACCACGUUCCUUAACAUAACCCCUCUUUCUCUCUCUCUUUUAAUCUGAUUGGAAUCUUUCUCCAGUUGUAAAUAAAAUCAUCCCCGAGCAGAUAAGACCAGUGGUUGAGGGCUUGUGAAGAUUUCAGGCAAGAACAGAAGCUCUCUUCUUUCAUUGGUACUUAGAUAUCUUCUGAUUUGAUGCUAUAACACAUUCCUCAAUUGUAUUCUAAUAACGUGUAAAUGGGUUCCGAAGGUCCUGCAACAAUAACAAUUCAUGUGACGGGUUUUAAGAAAUUCCAUGGAGUUUCAGAGAAUCCAACUGAGACAAUUGUCAGUAAUCUCACCGAUUAUGUGAAGAAGAAUGGUUCACCAAAAGGUCUGGUUAUUGGAAGUUGCAGCAUUCUUGAGACUGCAGGACAAGGAGCACUUCUUCCCCUAUACCAGACAUUGCGAUCUGCAAUAAGCGAGAAGGACUCUACAAAUUCCAGCAGAAUUAUUUGGGUACACUUUGGAGUUAAUAGUGGUGCAACUAAGUUUGCCAUUGAGCAUCAAGCUGUCAAUGAAGCUACUUUUCGUUGCCCUGAUGAGAUGGGAUGGAAGCCUCAGAAAGUCCCUAUCAUUCCUUCAGAUGGUGGAAUUUCAUAUACAAGAGAGACUUCUCUACCAGUUGAGGAGAUAACCAAGGCCUUGGCAAAGAAGGGUUAUGAGGUGAUGACCUCGGAUGAUGCAGGGCGCUUUGUAUGCAAUUAUGUCUACUAUCAUUCCCUUCGGUUUGCAGAGCAAAAUGGGAUCAAAUCUCUCUUUGUGCACGUGCCUCUCUUCUUGACUAUAGAUGAGGACACCCAAAUGAAAUUUGCUGCAUCCUUGCUAGAGGUACUUACAUCAUCAUGUUAGUACUCCUAUUAUCAUCAUCAACCACACCUGUAUGCCAAAGCGCUUGUAUGCUGGUAUGAAGUCACCACGUUUAUUAAGGUGGAUGUAUGCUUCGUACAUGGAAAAGCUUGAAUAAUCAGAAAUUGUAAUCUAAGAUAAAACUGCAUUGAAUGAACAUUCUCAUGAUGUGUUUUCAUAAAUAUUUUCCAGAAGGUUUCGGUAACUUGCCGAAAUUUUUCAAAA
This is a messenger RNA of Rosa rugosa (rugosa rose), 1128 nucleotides long. RefSeq lists its product as uncharacterized. Gene Ontology annotation, biological process: proteolysis. The record is from RefSeq and is a predicted model, not a curated record. Lineage: Eukaryota; Viridiplantae; Streptophyta; Magnoliopsida; Rosales; Rosaceae. The transcript is spliced from 5 exons. Gene Ontology annotation, cellular component: cytosol. Gene Ontology annotation, molecular function: pyroglutamyl-peptidase activity. The coding region runs from base 253 to 906 and encodes 217 amino acids.